AUGAGAGGCAGAGGAAUGGUCCAGGAAAGCAGCCCAGACGCUUUAGCUGCGGCAUCUGCAAUUGGUAAUGCGCUCAGCCAUAAUGGCAGAACGGUUGACAGAAGUAAGAUACCGCAAUAUAACCAAGGUUUUACAUCUCGAACAACUUCAAUCGCAGGAAUCAAUAGGUAUACGACACUUUCGAAUUCUAAAACUAACUCGAGGGCACCUUCAAUGAAUAGCAGUGGACGCUGGUCUUCUAGGCGUACCUCGAGUUUGCCUCAUCGAAGACAUAAGAAUAGCGCUAAUAAUUCGACCCUCAAAAGACAAUACAAAGCCCACGAAGAUGCAGAAACUACCUUUCGAGAGUUUGGAGGCCACCAGUCAUCGAAAAUUUUAAACAUUUCAAAUUCUACAGGUCGAAACAAUAAGUCAACAACUGCACCACCUAGGACUUCAGACAGUGUAGCAAUGAUGGUCAAAAAGUAUAUACCAGGUCCUAGGGGACUAGUUGCUGUAGAAGUACCAGUGCAAGAAGGAGCUCCGACAUAUAGCUUGAGAUUCAGCUCCCACAAUUCGGGUGGUAGAGCGUACUCUUUACCUACUAGCAACAACAAUGUAAGCCAAAUGCAGAGGAAGAAAACUUCUAAUAUAGGGCAGCCGCAGAAAAGAAUAUCAGAACGUGGAGUUAAAUCAAAUGGAAAAUAUUCUAAUAAAAUAUCGCCCAAAGUAAAUACCAGGACAUCAAAAAAGCAACAUAAUGACAAUGUUCCAUUAAUGCAAACAACUAUGAAUGAAGAAACAGAACGGGAAUUGAGAGAAGAUCUUCGUGAUCCUUUCGAAUUUAAACCAAUAACUAUAUCAGAUGACGAAAAAUCUUCUAUUGAAACCGAUCAAUUUGACCGUAGUGUGUAUGAAAAGAGCAAAAUCAAUCCAAGUGAACAUGAGAAAAAGGAAGAGAUUGAACAAUUACUCAAAGAGGUUCAUACUUUAAAAGAAAAAAUAUCACAUAUCGAAGUAGCAAAAUUCAAUGAAGAAGAAAGAGAACAAAGCCUAAUCUUGGAAUUGCAGAAGGUAAAAUUAGAUGAGGAACGUAGGAUGGAGAUACUGAAAAAAGAACUAGAUAUAACCAGGGAGAAUGCCGACCUUGAAGCUGAAGAAUUAAAAUUAAUAGAAAAUAAAAGGAAAGAACACUUACGCAACGAAAAGGAACUAAAAACCAAGAUGAAAUUUACCACAGAUCAUCAAUCUACUUCGUCUGAACCGGAGCCCACUGAAUUGCUUUUGAAAGAAAUGGAAAAAGAAUCAUCAAUUAUCUCAGGUCAAUCUCAGAAGAUCAAAAAUUCAGAGGCCAAGAAUACUCUAGAUGCCGAAAAGAGCUUAUUAAAUCCUAUUCUACUUAACUCUUUCAAAGAUUCUACCUCUCACAUAAACUCAGAAGACGAAACUGGGUGCAGCGAAAAUUCUAACAGUCUUAAUGACAGUGAAUUAUCUGAUUAUAAUUAUAUAGAAGACUCAGCAGCUGAUCUUCGCGCUACUGCAAAGACAAGUGUGGAGUCUGAGAUCAACAGAGAUCAAAUUGGGUUGAAAACCCCCCAAGAUAAGGAUAUAAAAAGACACAAAGAAGACACAAAAGAACAUAUGACAGACCUCGGGAAUAAUAAUGCUGUUUUGAUUGGAAAGGAAGCACAAAAAGAACCUGAAAAAGGAGCCCUUUUUGACAAUGAAUCAAAAAGCUCUGAAACAUACUUAGACACUUCUGGAAUCGAUCAUAUUAAGCUAGAGAAUGAAUAUGUUGUCGCCACUGAUGAAAGUGGACAUCUCGGCAAAAGUUGUCAUUAUGAUAAGAAUGAAGACGAUGAGAGUGAAGACGACGAUGAUGAUGAAGAAGAGUAUCACGACUCUUACGACGUGAUAGUUCAUGAACCCAUUCAAAUAGAACAGACAUUAACUAUUGGUUCUUCUUUAAAAUGCCCUUCGAACUACUCCAACGAGUUGGAAAGUAAAGAAAAUAACGAACAGAACUCUGAUACAUCAGAAUCUGGCCAGUCUGGAACGAACAUGGCUAAAUAUUUACGUAGUGCUAAUCCUUACCUUAUUAGCACAAGUUCAGAUACUCUUGGUUUAGAUUCGGAAAACGUAAACUCGAAAUCUUCUACUGAAACCACUAGAAUUCCACCUGACAUUUUUAAAGGCUCAUCACAACCAUCAUUUAAAUCUGAUUCAAGAGCUUUUUCAUCAAGUACAUCCUCUUCUAUUUAUUCAGUCGAUACAUCUCAAAAUAGUGCUACUCAUACAGUACCUACGAGAGCUUCCAAUACGAGAACAAACAGUGAUACUCUACCAAGGAAUACCACAGUGCAGAAAUAUAAUCAAUCGAGCUCUAGACAAAUCCCUGUAAUGUCACCCAGGCGUUUGGAGGAUAAAAAGAAAAAUUCCUAUCCCUUGCGCGUCAGGACAUUACGUGGUAGUUCCAACGAAGCUCCUCCAUCAAAUUUACCACCUAAUCCGUCCUUAUCCCCUUCACUUCCUAACGCACAACCGACAAUGGCUCUCGUUUCUGGGGGUCUCGGUUUACACGAGAGUUCCAAAGGUUAUGUAAGUGCUUCUAAGGUAAGCAAAGAUCCAACACAACUGCCCAGUCAAGUCCCUUUGAAUAUAGAUGAAAAAAAUAGCGUUCUUUACCACAAGGAACCUCCAGCUAAGAAGUCUAGUUUUGAGAAAGAAAGGCCCGUGAGAGAUAAUCUGGGAUUUAGAACCAUGUCUUUGAGGGAGCCACUUGCGACAAAGAAUACUCAAAUUACAGGUGUUGCAAGUUUAAAGGCCGAAGAAAAGAUGAACAAAAGAGGUCACGUUUCGAGAAAAUCAUGGACUUUUGGUUUGACUUCUCCGCUGAAGGCAAAAACAAAUCAUUCUGUUCAUCUUUCUAACGAAACAGAGAAGAUAAUUGGUUCAAUCUCGGGCUCUAAACAUGAGCCCAAAGACAAUGAUGCACAGAGAUUAGCCCAUAUUGAGGACUGUAAAAAUCAAGAUUUGCCUCUUUACACCGCAUCGUAUAUGAAUAAUAACGAGAACGUAAGUGAAUCCGGUACAGAAGGCCAUCGAUUUUCAUUGUUCAAGAAUAGAAGCCAGUUGUCGAAUAGGAACAUAUCUGGUGGAACAACUGCUUUGAGCUCAACAAAUUCUGAGCUUUCUACGGUUCUUCCAUUAAGCGUUCCAGUGACUAUAAUUGAAAAGAAUGGAGAAAUACACAAACUUCAUAAUGACGAUACUGUCAUGAAAGAUAAAUCACAUCAUCACGGUAAUCAUAGUAAAUUAGGCAGAAAGCUCAAGAAAAUCUUUGGCAGAAAAUGA
Messenger RNA from Saccharomyces mikatae IFO 1815, 3333 nucleotides. It is a transcript of the gene SEG2, whose product is annotated as Seg2p. Lineage: Eukaryota; Fungi; Ascomycota; Saccharomycetes; Saccharomycetales; Saccharomycetaceae. The coding region runs from base 1 to 3333 and encodes 1110 amino acids. The record is from RefSeq and is a predicted model, not a curated record. The transcript has a single exon.